ACACCUUAACGAAACGUGACUAGUGUUGUGGUAACGUGUGAAUAAUAAUUGGUAACAUUGAUUAAUGACAAACUUCCUUUCGCUAGAAAGUUCUCUUGAUGUGCGUUGUAGAAGAGUGUUAAAGUAAUAUUUUAACGUCUCGUUUUUGAUUGUUUACAAAGUCAUCUAUUUAUAUUGUGCAGGACAAGUAUCAUAUUCAGAAUCAAGUUCGAAGGACAGUUGCUGCACUGAUCGCUUUGGCACGAAGUAAAAUUGAAGUUAGGGACAUAAAAUUGAUGCUAGAGGUGCCGUCUCGUUAUUCUUGGUAUCCUCAGAUAAAAAUUUUGCCUGCUUACGGUCUGUAUCUUUGUGAAGUUGAAUACGGGAAGGACGAUCUGGAUACAUUUAGGACCGAGCUGCCGUUAAGUACAUAGAUUUUAGUUUCAGGAUGGUCGGAUCUAGGGUUUACGUAGGUGGGCUGCCCUAUGGUACAACAGAGCGGGACCUGGAGCGCUUCUUUCGAGGAUAUGGGCGUAUGAGGGACGUUCUCAUCAAAAACGGGUAUGGCUUUGUUGAAUUUGACGAUUAUAGAGAUGCUGAUGAUGCUGUAUAUGAAUUAAAUGGUAAAAAACUUUUAGGGGAGCGAGUGACGGUUGAGAGGGCCAGAGGCACCCCCCGAGGUCGAGACCAAUGGUCAUCGGGUAGCAGCCGAAGCAGCAGAAAUAAUGAUGACCACCGCUCCUCCUAUAGUGACAAGUAUGGACCCCCAACCCGCACCAACUACAGGUUGAUUGUGGAAAACCUCUCGUCCCGGAUCAGUUGGCAAGAUCUGAAAGAUUACAUGCGUCAGGCUGGGGAAGUCACAUAUGCAGAUGCUCAUAAACAGCACCGUAAUGAAGGUGUUGUUGAAUUUGCUUCAUACUCUGAUAUGAAAAAUGCUAUUGAAAAGCUUGAUGAUACUGAACUGAAUGGUAGAAAACUCCGUUUAAUUGAAGACAGAAAGACCAAGAGCAGACGUUCUGCUUCUUAUAGCAGUCGUAGCAGAUCCCGUAGCCGUUCAGCUAAACGUUCGAGGUCGCGUAGUCGUAGUUCUCGGUCAAAAUCCAAGAGUAAGUCGAGGUCUAGAUCACGCUCAGCCAGUGCUAAAGCAGACCGAGAAAAAUCCAAAUCUAGGUCUCGUUCAAGGUCCAAUUCUCGUAAGAAGUCAGAUCGUUCCAGGUCAAAUUCUAGAAAGAAGUCCGCUGAUCGUGACCAUUCCCGCUCUAGAUCCCACUCCAGGACACCAGACAAGCGCUCCCAAUCCCGCGAGGCUUCCAAAGAAAGAUCAGUUAGCAAGGAAAGAAGUAAAUCCAGAAGUCGAUCCGGAUCACCCAAUUAAUGUCGCUUCAUAUACAAGCUGCAACCUGGUUAUAGUGUUUGCAAUUUUAUGAGUAGAAUUUAAUAUACAAAUUUUAAUAUGUAAGCUCUAUAUUAAGUCAUUCAAAUAGUAGAUUUAAAUUACAGUAUAACAACUCAUUAUUUUGAAUUUGUUGAGUGGAAUAGUUGUACAGAGUGGUGUAACAAUUGAAAUUCUUAAGUAGGUACAUACAUGAAAAAUAAUUCAUUUUUGUAAAAAUCUGUUUACUUUGAGAAAUUAAAUUUUGCUCUAAUAAGUAUGGUAGAUUUUGUAUAAGUUACCCCACUUUUUUCCAUCUUCAGUUUUAUUCUGUGAAUAAAUAUUUUGAGUAAUU
Diorhabda carinulata is the source of this 1709-nucleotide messenger RNA. RefSeq names its product serine-arginine protein 55 (gene B52). NCBI's taxonomy places the organism in Eukaryota, Metazoa, Arthropoda, Insecta, Coleoptera, Chrysomelidae. Gene Ontology annotation, molecular function: mRNA binding. The record is from RefSeq and is a predicted model, not a curated record. The transcript is spliced from 2 exons. The coding region runs from base 428 to 1357 and encodes 309 amino acids. Gene Ontology annotation, cellular component: ribonucleoprotein complex; nucleus; cytoplasm. Gene Ontology annotation, biological process: mRNA splice site recognition; alternative mRNA splicing, via spliceosome.